AGAGAUUUUGACAUUUUGUACCCAAACAAGCCACCUAGAAACCCCCCAAAUUUUUCAUCUACAAAACCACCACCGGAAUCAACCGCAGAACCACCACCACCACCACCACAACAUGGCGGAGAAACUCGCACCGGAAAAGCGCCACACCUUCUUCCACGGAAGUCAGAAGGUUUUCGAAUGGGACCAAACCCUAGAUGAGGUGAAUAUGUACAUCAAUUUGCCCACUGGAGUCCCUACCAAACUGUUUUACUGCAAAAUUGAAUCCAAACAUGUUGAAGUUGGAAUCAAAGGGAAUCCUCCGUAUAUGAAUCAUGAUUUGUCUUCACCUGUUAAGACGGAUUCUUCGUUUUGGACUAUCGAGGAUGAUAUAUUGCAUAUUACACUGCAAAAAAGAAAUAAAGGUCAAACGUGGUCGUCUCCGAUAGAAGGUCAAGGUCAACUUGACCCGUAUGCUGCUGAUCUCGAACAGAAGCGUCUCAUGCUUCAGAGGUUUCAGGAAGAGAACCCGGGAUUUGAUUUUUCUCAGGCGCAAUUUUCAGGGAACUGUCCGGACCCAAGAACAUUCAUGGGUGGCAUCAGAUCCGAUUAGCAAUCAUCUCAGUGAACAUGUACAUUAAUUCUCCGAAACCUUGAAUCUUAACUUAAUCAUGUUGUGUUUGUAAAAGCAUGCUUACAAAUGCUUCUGGUACAUGUACAAUCAACAUUCAUGUCCCCAUGCUAAUAAUCUAAUCAGGGAACACUCUAAAAAAGUGGGAUAAUUUGGUUUAUGCACUU
Molecule: messenger RNA, 774 nt
Organism: Helianthus annuus (common sunflower)
Lineage: Eukaryota; Viridiplantae; Streptophyta; Magnoliopsida; Asterales; Asteraceae
Product: nudC domain-containing protein 2
Exons: 5
Coding region: 113-589 (158 amino acids)
Biological process (GO): protein folding
Cellular component (GO): cytoplasm
Source: RefSeq, a predicted model, not a curated record